AUGCAGGCCGGUGUCGUACACAAAAGGGAGAGGCAUCGGCACACGAUUUUCCAGCUAGACAGUCUUCUCGGAAAUGCGGGCCGUCCAGACCGACCUGUAUCUAUCAAUUGCUCUAUGGAAAGCUUGAAUUCGUCUUCGAAUUCCUCUAGGAAAAGGUAUUCCACAAGGGAUCGAAAUUAUAAUGUAAGAAUCCUGAAAGACUUGAAGCAAAAUGGUCAGAGGCCAUUGCCGGAAGACGUUGGGGAAGCGAGGAGAGAAUGUCAGAAUGCUUAUAAUGACCGGAGUACGGAUGAGGAGAGGAGGCAAACUAUCCAGGAAGCCCUUGACCAACUCGAUCAGCUAGCACUAUUUUUGGAUCCGGAACCUGCGAAUCAAUGCGGAAAAACCCUAUUUGUCGCCGAGUAUCAAGGAUUUGUAUGCUGGGUCUAUACCAAAAUUAGAUUCGGCAAUUUUUGCUGGAAAUUAGAGAAAUAUUUUCAGGACGUAAAGCAAAGACAUCGUCAAAUCCUAGAAUGUCUAAAAACCAAGCGGCUUCGCGUUGAGAGACUGUCCGCGAUCUUGCGAUUUUCGCAAUUAUGCCUAGUUUAUGCGGAAGUGUGCGAUGCUGAGGCUUUGAGAUGGUAUAUCCGAGCCAGAAGUGGAUCUCGAUCUAGUGACCAUCGGCUUCAAGGUACUGCAGCUGAGGAAAGGAAGGAGAGGGAGGAAAAGAGGGUUUUGAAUAUCCAAGAGCUACUCACCGCCAACAUUUGUCAAAUCGAGCUAAUCUGGACGUUAAAAGGAUUAUCCAGUACCAAACAAGAAAUGCUUGUC
Messenger RNA from Mesorhabditis spiculigera, 810 nucleotides. NCBI's taxonomy places the organism in Eukaryota, Metazoa, Nematoda, Chromadorea, Rhabditida, Rhabditidae. The record is from the annotation of a GenBank genome assembly.